Cryptomeria japonica (Japanese cedar) is the source of this 1030-nucleotide messenger RNA. RefSeq names its product peroxidase 39-like. Gene Ontology annotation, molecular function: heme binding; peroxidase activity. Gene Ontology annotation, biological process: response to oxidative stress; hydrogen peroxide catabolic process. NCBI's taxonomy places the organism in Eukaryota, Viridiplantae, Streptophyta, Pinopsida, Cupressales, Cupressaceae. The record is from RefSeq and is a predicted model, not a curated record. The coding region runs from base 1 to 966 and encodes 321 amino acids. The transcript is spliced from 4 exons. Gene Ontology annotation, cellular component: plant-type cell wall; plasmodesma.
AUGGCAAGAUUGUGGGUUCUGGCCGUUGCUUUUCUCGCAAUUGUAUUUUUGUGUGAAGGGGGUGAGCUGAGGUAUAAUUUCUAUAGCAAAAGUUGUCCAUCUGCAGAGGAAACAGUUCAGAAGGUGGUGAAGAAAUACAUAGAUAAAAAUCGCACCCUUGCUGCUCCACUCUUACGAAUGCAUUUCCAUGAUUGUUUUGUCCGAGGUUGCGAUGCGUCAGUGCUGCUGAAUUCCACAGCGAACAACACAGCAGAGAAAGCAGCGAUUCCAAACCUGAGCCUGCGCGGAUUUGAAGUAUAUGAUGAUGUGAAAGCACAAAUUGAGGCCAAAUGUCCGGGCAUCGUUUCCUGUGCUGACAUUAUUGCCCUGGUUGCACGAGACGCUGUUGUUGCUCGGAGUGGAGGUCCAUCUUGGCUUGUGAAAACAGGGCGUAGGGAUGGAGUGAUAUCUCUACGGAGUGAGGCCUUGACCAACAUUCCCUCACCAUUUGCAAACUUCUCUCAACUCAAGAUCUCUUUCGAAAGCAGAGGACUAGAUGUUAAAGACCUUGUUGUUCUCUCUGGUGCACAUACAAUUGGAAUCAGUUUUUGUCCUCCAUUUAGCAAUAGAUUGUACAACUUCACAGGAAAAGGAGACAUGGAUCCUUCCCUAGACCCCUCGUAUGCUCAAUUUUUGAAGACCAAAUGUACCAGUCUAUUGGACAGAACAACUACUGUAGCAAUGGAUCCCAAUAGCUCCCUCACUUUUGAUAGCCAUUACUUUACUAAUCUUAAGGAAAAGAAGGGCCUCUUCCAAUCUGAUGUCGCACUACUAACAAAUUCCAUUGCCAAAACAUUUGUUGAUGAGCAGGUGGACACAGAGAGUUUCUUUGAAAACUUCAAGAAUUCCAUGCAACGGAUGUCUGAAGUCCAAGUGCUCACUGGAAUGGAAGGCCAAAUCAGACGUCAGUGUGCCUUUGUUAAUUAAGAUCAUAUGAAUUGUAAUAGCUUCUCUGUUAGUUUUUCUUGGGGCAAUGUUAUUAGUGAAAAAU